AUGAGUUCACAUGCCAGUUUGUUGCCUGGGAUGCGGUGUAUGUGUUAUCACCCACAACAUGCGUGGGUUCCAGGGACUAUUGACUCAUUUGAUGGAAAACAUGUCUCUGUGAGUACCAUUACACCUGCAAAGGAACAGGUAUCGAAACUUCUCCCGGAUGAUGUUUUUGUAUGUGAUGAACAUGCAAUGCAAGAGGAUGUGAAUGAUCUACUCAAUCUCGCCGUAUUACACGAUGGAACAUUAUUGAAUUGUCUUCGGAUUAGAUACUUUCGUGAUGUAGUAUACACUAAUAUUGGCGCUAUUGUAGUGGCACUUAAUCCAUUUAACUUUAAGAUUCCAUGGUAUAUGGAUGAUAAGAUGCCAGAUUACCUUGCAGAAGGUGAAACUAUUCAACAUAAUCUUCCUCACUCUUGGGCAGUGGCUCAUACUACUUUUUAUGAAAUGCGAAGAGAUGGUGAGAAUCAAUGUAUUCUCGUAUCUGGAGAAUCUGGUGCAGGUAAAACAGAGGCGGCAAAAAUUGUGAUGAAAUAUCUUGCCGCUGUAAGUGCAUUACAAUGUUCAGAAGAAGAAAAAAAAGCAGGAGCCUUUGUUGGUUUGCGUAUGAUGCAAUCUAACCCUAUUCUAGAGGCUUUUGGUAAUGCUAAAACUGUACGAAAUGAUAAUAGUUCUCGUUUUGGUAAACUUAUGCGCAUUAAAUUUGAUCGUAAAGGAAUGCUCUCUGGUGCAGAUAUUACAAAAUAUUUACUUGAAAAAUCGCGUAUAAUUACAUCCGCAUUGGAUGAACGUGUAUAUCACGCUUUUUAUCUUGUACUUAAAGGUUGUGAUAGAGAAUAUUAUGGACUUCAAGAUCUUUCACAAUAUCGUAGUGUUAUGUCUGGUAAAUCUCCUGAUAUUGAUGAUGUGGAUGAUGCAGCAGAAUAUAAUGAUGUAACUAAAGCAAUGGAAAUUUGUGGUAUGAAUAGGAAAGAAAUAGAAUCUGUUUGGCGUAGUGUUGGAGCUGUUCUUUCACUAUUAAAUGUUGAUUUUAUCCCUAGCAGUACGGAUUCCUCUUCUAUUGAUUCUGAAACAGAACACUAUAUUACAGAAGCUUGUCGUUUACUUGAAAUUUCUGAAGAUGAACUUAAAAAAGAGUUUACGACUACCACAUUAAACUUAAGGGAAGGUCCAGUCGUUACUACACUAACAAAAGCUAAAGCAAUUGAUGCCAGAGAUUCUUUUUGUAAAGCUCUCUAUGAUAAUUUAUUUGGUUACCUUGUGACUACUAUUAAUAAAACUAUUAAUACAGAUGACUGUUUGACGUGGGUGGCAUUAUUGGAUAUUUUUGGUUUUGAAGAUUUUAAAGUAAACUCUUUUGAACAACUCUGUAUCAAUCUUACUAAUGAAACACUUCAAAGACAUUAUAAUUACUAUAUAUUUACAAAAGAUAUGGAUGAAUGUCGUGAAGAAGGAAUUGAUGUAACAGAGAUUAUUUUCCCUGAUAACAGUGAAUGUGUGGAUAUGAUAGCUGCUAAAGGUGGAAUUCUCGCUGUGUUAGAUGAAGAUUGUCUUUUAGCAAAGGCAACGGAUGUAAGCUUUCUUGAAAAAAUAUCUGAUCGUUUUGCUGGUAAAUCACCAUUUUUUGAACGUCCACGUCUUUCUAAAGCUCCAUGUUUUCGUAUUAAACAUUACGCUGGGACUGUUACAUAUGUUGUUGAUGGAUUUAUUGAAAAAAAUCGUGAUACCUUGAAAGAUGCUUUCAAAAUAUUAUUAAAUAACAGUAAAGAUAAUGUUAUAAAGACAUUACUUCCUAUGCCUGAUCCUGAUAAUAAGUCUCGGUAUACAGUUGGUGGUUUCUUUCGGAGUCAGUUAAAAGAUUUGAUGGAACUUAUUCAAGGUACAAAUCCACAUUGGAUUCGUUGUAUAAAACCACAUCCAGCCAAGAAACCAUUACAUUUUGACGGUGUACAAACUCUUACUCAACUACGUAGUAGUGGUGUACUUGGAACGGUACAAAUCCGAAAAGCAGGAUAUCCUAUUCGGAUUUUUAUUCCUGAUUUUGUUAAAAAAUACAAAAUUAUAGUACGUUCUGAGACGUUAGAUUUUAGUGAUGCCGUGAGUGUUUCAAAGGCUAUACUUAAGGCGCUUGGAUUUGAUUACCGUAAGGCACAAAUGGGUAAGACACGUGUAUUUCUAAAGUCUGAGGCUUACCAACAUCUUGAGGUGGUAAAGAAACAGAAGCUGCAGGUAUUUGCGAGGGUAGCGGUGUGUGGAGCCCUUGUUUCCAUUUCUCGAAUGCGUACUGCAGCAUUCCUCCGUCAUCGCUCUGUGGAGGUUGUGCAGUCCUUCCUGGCGAGUCUUCGCAGCCAGCAUGUGUACCGCGAGAAGGACUACCUCCUGCGGAAGGACAUCAUUAUCGCCAACGUCACGGCCCUCCUCGCACUGCAGCAGCGGGAGGCGGCGGAGCGGGCGGCGCUGGUGGAGGAACGCACGGCCUUCUGCGAUGAUCUCACGGCCCGACGGGAGCGGCUGGCGGAGGACCUCCACGCGGCGUGGCUGGCGGCGGCCCCGGCGCGGGCGGCUCGGGCGGUUGAGGCGUUUUUCGCGGAGGAGCGGGCGGCCCGCGAGGCGAUCACCGCCGCGGAGAAAACCGCCGCCGCCGCUCUUCACGCCGCGUUGGACGCCGACCGCCGGGCCGCCGUGGCGCUCGUGGAGGCCCGACAGGCGGCGGAGAGGGAGGCGCGGCGGGCGGAGUUGCGGGCGGCGGCGGUGGCCGCGUGGGACGAGCGGCGGGCAGCGGCAAUGCGCCACGUGGAGGUCCGCGAAGAGGCACGACGGCGGGCGCGAGAGUCACUGCGGGAGGCCAUUGAAAAUAAUAACGACGCCCUCGCACUGCGACGUCACGAGCGGCGGCGGCAGGCACGCGAACGGGCGGCGUAUCCAACACCGCAGUUCCGCAGUUGCGGUGUCGAUGCGCUGCGGGAUCCGGUGAUCGGUCCAGGUGGACUACAGGGCACACUUACAUCUCCUACACAUCCUGCCUAUGAAUCCCGAGAAAGGGAACCUUUUAUUAACUAUUCCGCAAUUAAUAUCACAAGUCCUGAAAACCGUGGAAGGAAUAGUGGUAGUUACGGUAGUAUUAACCGUAGUGACGGUAUUCCGCAAGAAUGUUCACCAUCUCCUAAUGGGAGGAGUCGUUCCCGGCAUCAUGGUUUUGGUGACACUGCGAUUGCCAUCUACAGUGAUCCACUUCGAGAAAAGGAACGUCUGGGAAAGGAACGUAUUGAGCCGGACCGUAAUUGUUCUCUGGAGAUUGUGCGUCGUCUCCGUUCUCUCCAGACGUUACGUGAUAGUAGUUUUAUUUGUUCAUCAAAGUCCCGAGAAAUGAAAGAUCCGUUUAACCCACACAGUGAUAAUUGGGUGGUGCCACCAAAUGGUGUUUUAAUGUUUCCAGACGGUUUCUCCUGUAAUAUUGAAGAUGUUGCCUCUGGUAAAUUACUCUCUGGUGGGGAUGGACGUAAUAGUAGUAGUAGUGAAGCGAUGGAUAAACGGAACACAUCCUAUUACAUUAUGGAUUUUGAAAAGUAA
Trypanosoma theileri is the source of this 3564-nucleotide messenger RNA. RefSeq names its product putative myosin heavy chain. Gene Ontology annotation, biological process: vesicle transport along actin filament; actin filament organization. The coding region runs from base 1 to 3564 and encodes 1187 amino acids. The transcript has a single exon. Gene Ontology annotation, cellular component: vesicle; myosin complex; actin cytoskeleton. The record is from RefSeq and is a predicted model, not a curated record. Gene Ontology annotation, molecular function: ATP binding; microfilament motor activity; actin filament binding. NCBI's taxonomy places the organism in Eukaryota, Euglenozoa, Kinetoplastea, Trypanosomatida, Trypanosomatidae.